Molecule: messenger RNA, 5312 nt
Organism: Phascolarctos cinereus (koala)
Lineage: Eukaryota; Metazoa; Chordata; Mammalia; Diprotodontia; Phascolarctidae
Product: KIAA1328 ortholog
Source: RefSeq, a predicted model, not a curated record
AGGGAAAUGAAGGGUCUGAGGGGAAGGCGAGGGAAGCUGUGCGAUGUCCCCCCUCCCCUCCCCCGUCCCCGGAGGUCUCCCUUAGGGUAGGGCAGCAGGAAAUAGUAGAGUGAAACACAAGUCGAAAACUUCCAAAGCUGAUGUUAAACUAAAGGCUUCUAAGGCAGCUGAUCCUUCUAUCGCCAUGGAUCCUUUCAAAGGUGCAGGAGACUCAGCAUGUAAAGAGCACCUAGCCCAGUGUCUGGCACAUAGAAGACAUUCAGUAAAUGUUUAUUGAAUUGAAUUGGCUAAACAACCAUUGGUAAAACCAACUGACAAGCAAUUCAUGGGAAAAAAAUAGAUUUAAUUGAAGUAAAGAACACUUUGCUAAAUUAAAAAUAUCCAAGAAAUUUCAUCUCCAAUCCUGCUUUAAGACUGUUCAUAAUGGAGGAAUGAAGAGUGCCUGCUUGAAGGACUUAUGUCCUGAAGACAAAAGACGUAUUGCAAACUUAAUUAAAGAGCUUGCCAGGGUAAGUGAGGAAAAGGAAGUGACAGAAGAACGACUAAAAGCUGAACAGGAGUCGUUUGAGAAGAAGAUCAGACAGCUAGAAGAGCAGAAUGAGCUUAUCAUCAGAGAAAGGGAAGCCCUGCAGCAACAGUAUAGAGAGUGCCAGGAGCUUCUGAGUCUUUAUCAGAAAUACCUUACUGAACAGCAGAAGAAGCUCUCUCUGUCCCUCUCAGAGCUCCACACUGGUAAAGUGAAGGAGCAACAACAGGUGCCCUUCAGGAAGGACUCUCCCAGUUCUCCACAUCAGGAACAGAAUGGUCCCUGUAGGAACCUCACAAGUUCACAAACCUAUCAAAACAAGAAUGAGCCUAAAUAUGCAAACCAGAGCUCAGCUUCAGAAACAAAUCUGCACUUCAGGAAUUAUUCUCCCAGGAUGGCAACCCGUCAUCUUCCUCGGAGUGGUCUGAAUAGGGCACAAGCAGGGGCGAGAAUAUGUAACCACAGGUCUCCAGGAGCAAAGCUAAUGGGCUCAAUUCUGCCAGAGAGAGCCUCAUCAGAUGAAAUGAGACUUAAGGAAUUUUCACACUCCCAGCCUUACCUAGGUGGUCAUUGCUGUGUUCACAGUCAUCCUGAAAAUGAAGAUCAUGUUCAUGGGAACCAUCAGGCAAAAAUGACCAGAUGGCAUCCCAGGACACAUCAUCAGGAAUCAUGCGAUUAUUGUGAGCUUUCCUGGACACCUAUGCUAUGUGCACCAGUGGCAUUGGAGCCUGAGGAAAUGGAUGACAAAAAGCAGAUGUCAGUAGAGAGGAGGAAUCAACUUCUCCUGCAGAAAAUGGAGCUGGAGAUUGAAAAGGAGCGCCUGCAGCAUCUGCUGGCCCAUCAGGAAACAAAACUUCAGUUGAAACAGCAGCAGCUCCACCAGUCCCGGCUGGAUUAUAGUCGGUUAAAAAGCCAGGCUGAGUUUAAUUCAAGAGAUACUGCCUUUGAUGAAGCACUCAGGAAAACCCAAGAACCGAAUCUUUCAUUGAAUGGAAUUGGCACAGAUCUAAGCUUACUGAAGUUGAAGCGUGAUGAUUACCUGCUAAGAACAUUGUCGCCCAGCAAAGGGUACACAUUGCACGGCGAAGGGCACAGGAUGGGGAAGAAAACAGUUGGAUUUCAGUCAGCUGUAGACGAAGAUGUCCUUUGGACGUAUCAAAAGAAUGACAUGAGCAGAUCCAGAAAAGGGGCAAUGUCGGGAGCUAGAAAAGAUGCAACUACUUCUCCUGUAAUGUCAGUCAAGCAAAAGGAUUUUGUAACCACAGCUACGUCACCAUUCCAACAUGAUGCUGCCAGGUACAAUACCACCCUGCUGGACUUGGUCCAUUCCUUGAGUCCCAGCUCUGCUCCUAGACCACGGCCACCUCUCUUAAGGGAAGCUUUUGCCUGGAAUCAGAGCCCAGUCCAGGUCUGCCCCCGAAAGCUAACCCAGGCCUCAAGGGCAUGUGGGCCAUAUGAAGAGCUGGAAGAGAGUCGGAUCCUAGAAGACAUUUUCUUCAUUUGAUGCUGAAGCAUGAGCUACAGGAUUUCCACAAGAAUUAGGAUUUUAUGUCCCUGUCUCUGCAAUGGAUUUAUUUCUCCACAAAAUCAAUUUAAAUUAUUUGAUUGAAAAGUAACUGUGUCACUCCUUUCAUAGGGAUCUAUUUCACUAGCACCCUGUUAAAUUUGGAACUGAGAGAUCAUGCUGGUAAUCUAAGGUUUGGUCAGUCUAAUCAAAAUGUGUUAUAUUUUAAAAAUAGUCUUUCAUGUGCUGAGCAGUGAUUAGAAAAUUAACAUAAGACAUUUUUUCUUCAUCUCAGAAUCCAUUGUCUGUCCAGCCUCAUUUCCAGAGCAUAUUUCUUUCUCUGUCUUCUGUACACAAGGAGAAAGUUGGUUUUUGUUCAAAUAUCAUUCUUUAAUUAAAAAGCAGCGUUUUUGUAACACAGGCUAUUCUAAAAGGACAGGCUCUUUCACACUCUCUGUUUCUUUCAUCACCAGCUGGUUUCCACAUUUAGUCUUUCAAUUCUGAAGCUGAGUUUUUUAAGCCUCAGUAUAGAAGGGUUCUUUUUCUUAUUCCCAGCAACACUAAUGGACAGGCCCUAAGGAAGCUCAGCAGGGAAUAGCCUGUAAAUGUCUGCUAUCUGGCAAGAGGGGCUCAUAGGAAUAAAUGAGGAAAGAAUACAAGUCAGUCCUCUGAACUACACCAUAAUAUAUGAAUGGAUACUAUAGAAACCUAGAAGCAUUGGAUGUUUGCCUCUGAAUGCAGGGGGGAAAUCCAAAGAGGAAAUAAACCUGAACCAAUUUUCCUACCAGUUUACACUAUUUGGUGGUCACCACCAUUUCCCAUAGGCAAUGAGACUAAUCUCUAUAUAUUUUUUAAACUGGAAGUCUCCAGGGUACAGUCUCCCCACCAGCAUUUAAUUAUGUACAUAGAAUCUGUUUGAGCUCAACCAUAUGUUCUGUUAUAUGCUUCAUGCAUUUGUGUAAGAGAAGAUGAUGUAUGAGUAGAAAAAUGGCAGCAGAGUUCUAAAGGCUGAAUGGCUCCAUCUCUCCCUGUUGUAAGGUUAGCAUUUCUGUGGCCCCCAAAACUAUGGACAUCAGUGAUGGGGAAGUGCAAAUAUUACAUUGUAGGGACUUGAAUCCCUACCAGGUAUCCUAGGGACCUAUUUACCAGGCUUACCUCUGUACCAGACAGAGACCUCUUAUACUUCUAACUCUGCCUUUCAUCUGCCCCAAAGUUGAGCUGAGAUCAAGCCUCUGUAGAUCAGCAUUGGCAGCUAAAAUUAAGCUUGCCAGCUAUGCAGAGGUCUUACUGUGACAAUAGUUCCAGAUUUAUAAAACUGCUUGUUGUAAGGACCUCCCUGGAUUCUUGGAUUAAAUUUGCCCUGUUCUGCUGUACUGUGGAUCUGAAAUUUUUGGAACUAGGCAGACCUAAGUGAUUUGAUUAUUAGUUUGAGCCCAAAGCUAUUCUGUGUGAAUUUGUCCCUUCUGAUUGGACCCCCGGGCUUUGUCUCAUUGCUUUAUGCUUUGGAGAAGUGAGAAGAGAAAAUUUUAUUUCUUCCAUAUUUUUUCAUGUGCACUAAAUUUGUAGUUAUCUCCAGAAUUUCCUCUUCUCUCUCCCUGCCACCGGAACUUUAUCCUUAGAUGUAGCUGUUCACUUGAAAGGUUGAAAACUUGCUUUCGAUUGCAGAAUAAAAGGUCACUUCCGUGAAGGAAACCAAACCAGUCCUAUUCUUCUUUAGGUAUAGAUAAUGGGGGAAGGAGGGAGGGAGCAUGCAAAGAGGGAAAGGGUAGAGAGGAAAGGGGAAAUCUAGGCAAGUUUUGAAUUUCUACGAGGUCUUGGAGAUUUGGACCAUUUUUUCAAUGUGAAAGGAACUGAAAUAUGAGUAACAAGCCAAAGCCAAUUCUUUUCAGUAAAAGCAGUAGGCCUCUUUGGCAUCCUUAGCCACCUCGCCCUCAGUAGCCCGUGUGGCUCACUGGCGGUGGAUAAACUCCCUUCUCCUGGAUUAGCUGUGCUUCACAGGGAUACUAAGUCUACCCCCCAGAAAACCCAGCUUGACAGGGCUUUCACAAAGGUGACCAAAUUGAUGAACCCUCUUCCUCCUUAGUUCAGUGGUCUUUCUACACUCUUCAGUAAGCCCCAAAUUCAGGAAACCUGGCAGUCUUUGAAAGAACCACAUUACAAGGUCUCAACCAAACACUUAUCUUGUUUCACUCGGUUACUACAGCUUUAAUUGCCUCUUUUAUUAGCUAAUAAAUGGACCAUUUGGAAGAGCAAAGUUUGGUUUCCAGGAGUGCCUUUACCCCUACAUGUCCUUUUCCAUAAGCCAGCCCCCCUUGGUUGUUCCUUGUUAUUUUGUGAGUGUUGGUGUUGAAUUCCUUGUGGGGAAGGGCAUAUGUGUAUAUAUGAAUAAUCCAACUUGUUCAUUACCAUUGAAUGGUGGGUUUUUGUGUUUUAAUCUGUAUUUUAGGCUGAUAAAAAAGUAAAUAUAUAUAUGUGUGCAUGCACACACACAUUGAUAUAUGGAGGUAAAGAAAUUGUUGGAGCUUUGAGACCUAAGCCUGCCUGUAGAAUGUCCCAGUUGUUAAGUGACCAUUUCUGGACUUUUAAUUAUAAAGUAGAAAAUAGUCCAUCUCACUCCCUACCUCCGUCCCUUGCACACACACCCAUGUCAUCCUAUCCCUUCCAGUUGGAAUCCACCCUGAUGGUGCUAUGUAGGAGCAUUCCUCAACCAAGCUUCAAGUCCUAUCUCACAGAAGCAUUUGGGCACAGAGAGAGCCCAAGUCAGGGGCAUGUAUGCAGUUAUAACUUUGCUUUCCUUUCUACCCCAUAGGGCUAGGAAGAAAAAGUAAUCAGUGUUUAUAAGAUAGAAAAGAACCAAAUAAAUCUUUAAGGAAUUAUUUUCAAAGUAAUUUCAAGACUUGGUGUUAAAAGCCCAAAAUCAACAAUUAAAAACAGUCUUCCGCCAGGUACCUUUUCAGAAGAACUUUUUACACACAGUACCUACCUAUGGUUGGCUGGUUCAGAGUACCCCUAGCUGUCAUGGAAUGAGGGGCAGCACUUGUACCCCUUCCUCAAAGAUUGUUCUUAACACUUACCUCCUCAUCCAAUUCUGUGGCAACUACUGGGAAAUCUGUUGGAUGGCAGGGGGAUUCAUGGGGCCUCUGGUUAUGUCUAGUCUGUGGUGACCAGAGAGGUCUCCCAUCACCCCUUUCAGCUUCGUGCAUGGUAUUUUUCAAUGUGGGUAAAUGGUUAUAUACAUAUGAAGUUUUAAAGUUAAUAAAUUAUUUGGCUUGUUUUCCUCUA